GUACCAGUUCCUAUCGCAACGUCUGAACGCUUGCAUGAAAACAAAACGUUAUCAUAGUGAAUUGUGUUGUGCUCUGAGUUAUUUUUAUAUUUUGCCUGAACUUUGCUGACGGUAUUGUUUUUUAACCGAUAAAAUAGUUAAAAACAAAUUAAAAAUAAUUUCGAAUAAAUCAUUUAUCGUUUUUAGAAUUAAUAAUAAUUUAAUAUCUGUAUUAUUGUAAAUUGGAAAGCAUUUCACAUCUAUGUUUAGUAUAAUUAAAACACUUUACAUCGAAGGUCGCUUUAUUAUUUUACAAUAAUGUCGAAUAGUGAAACCGUUGAACGGGAGUGUAGCGCGAGAUAAAUCAGCUUGUUUUCCUUAUCAAGAUUAUAAUAGUGAUAAAAAUAUCCAAGAGAAAACUAUACAUUGGUUACUUGUCACGUGGAAGUCAACGUUUGUGCUCAUACUGCGCCAAAAUGUUGGCUAAAAUAUUCACAACCGUCAAAUAUACUUUAAUAACAGUUAAUUUUCUAUUUCUGGUGACUGGAAUUAUAAUACUGUCCGUGGGUAGUUCUGUGCAGUCUGCGUACAAUGGUUACCAUGAAUUCCUGUCAGAGAGAUUUUUCUCUCUUCCAGCGUUUUGCAUUGCGACUGGUAUUAUCAUCUUCCUCAUUUCUUUUGCUGGUUUUUACGGAGCAUAUAUGGAAAACUAUUACAUGAUUCUAGCGUUUGCAGGCUCGAUGUUGUUGAUGUUCAUAUUUCAACUGUCAGCGUGUAUCGCUGGAUAUGUGUUGCGCGGGAACACAGUGGCACUCGUGCAGAAGCAGCUCAUCAGCACCAUGGAUCUUUAUGGUCCUGACAAAAAUUUUGAAGUCACCAAGCUGUGGGAUGAAGUACAGUCCGAUUUUACUUGUUGUGGCGUGAUCAACUCAAGCGAUUGGCUGACUCCAUUGAAUACCAAUGAGUCUCGAGGUGUUCCUGUCAGCUGCUGCAACCACGUCUAUGGUGCUAUAAAUACUUUCACUUGCAACACCACAGUUGCAUACAUCACUGGCUGUUCUGAAGCCUUUGGUAAUUGGGUUCAAUCACACGCUGCGGCUAUCGGUAUAUCAGGAAUAUUCCUUGUUUUAAUGCAGGCUCUAGCUGUUGGUGGUGCAGUAUGGCUGGCUAACAUCACGAGACGAGAGAGAGAGUUUCCAUAAAGUAAUGUAAUGAAAGCUUAUGUUAGGUGUAAUUUAAAAAAAAAUACAAUAUUAAAUUAUAACAUAAAUAUAUAUUGUUUUUUUUCUCUGUUAAUAAUUUUCACCGUGCUGUGGAAAAAUAACAAAACGAUGUUAAUUAUUAUUUAAUUAGGACAAAUUGAUAUUGUAAUUAAGAAUAAAAAUAAACUCCAAAUAUGAAUUCAGGAAUUGAAAACAUACAUUCAAAAUAACGAUGGUCUUCAUAUUAUAUAUCACUUUGUAUUUUUGUAAACAAUUUGUCAAACAUUGCAUAUUUCCCGUUAAAAGCUUGAUGUACUUAUAUAAUCUUUUAGUUAUAUAACUUUUAUAUAAUAGUUAUGUGUAUUAGGUACAAGUGUGAAUUUUGAAUAUAUUAUGUAGAUAUUAACACUGCACUCAAGCAAAUAUAUGUAUUUAAGGCCUUAUUGUAAAUAAUUCUUAUGUAAAUAAAAAAUAAACAUUUGUUGACGAAUACUAAAGCAGCCAUGUGUUUGACAAUCUUUUAACUGGUGGCCUUAAGCAUUCGUGGAGAAAGGAAAAUUGUACUUACGUAUAUCAAGAUGGAAAAGUUUAAAAAAUCAGAAAGUUGAUCUCAAUCAUCAGUUUCAGAUUUAAUUGUUAUUAGAGUAGUUAUAAUUAAGAAGAUGUAAUAAAGUUAGAAGGAGUCGGUAUAAAAAACGGCAACAUAUUACAAUAUUUAACAUCAUAUUUGCAAAAACUUGGAAGUAGUCACGGUAAAUAUACCUGGUGACAUUUAUAUCCCCAUACUAUUAUCAUUCUCGUUACAAAGAUCUACCUCGGUUCUUUGCUAUUCAAUAUUUAUAAGCGUCGGCAUGGAAUAAACGCACAAUCCACUUAUUAUUUCAGGAAGAUUUCUUACAUCUAAUUAACAUAAAUAUUUGUGUAGCUAGAAGACAACUCUACCCUAUGUAUUUUGUAAUGAGUUUUAUUUUGACCCUAUGCUAUGGGCCUUGACAAAGUUACCGGACACUACUCAAGCCAGGUUUGCCGCGAAGCGUUUUUAGAAUGAUGAUUUUAUACACUAUCAUCAUAGAUAAUUGUAGUGCUGUAUUACUAUUGCUUGUAAUAAAUAUUAAUAAUAUUUUA
Molecule: messenger RNA, 2306 nt
Organism: Nymphalis io (European peacock)
Lineage: Eukaryota; Metazoa; Arthropoda; Insecta; Lepidoptera; Nymphalidae
Product: CD63 antigen-like
Exons: 5
Coding region: 456-1181 (241 amino acids)
Cellular component (GO): membrane
Source: RefSeq, a predicted model, not a curated record